Messenger RNA from Sphaerulina musiva SO2202, 1146 nucleotides. RefSeq lists its product as uncharacterized. The transcript is spliced from 4 exons. The coding region runs from base 27 to 854 and encodes 275 amino acids. Gene Ontology annotation, molecular function: phosphatase activity. The record is from RefSeq and is a predicted model, not a curated record. NCBI's taxonomy places the organism in Eukaryota, Fungi, Ascomycota, Dothideomycetes, Mycosphaerellales, Mycosphaerellaceae.
CAAGAAACAUACGCACAAUCAACAAGAUGUCAACCCAAGAAGACCAGUUCCGUGCCCUCAAGUUCCCGUUCAAGGACCCCAAGUUCAUCUUCUUCACCGACUUCGAUGGAACCAUUACCUUGCAGGACAGCAAUGACUACAUGACAGACAACAUAGGCUUUGGCGGCGACCUCAGACGACAAGGCAACAGAGAUGUCUUGGAGGAGAAAGACACCUUCCGCGAAUCCUUCCGAAAGAUGCUCGACUCUGUGAAGAAACCUUUCCCAGAAUGCAUCGACUACUUGGUCGAAAACAUCAAGCUCGACCCAGGCUUCAAGGAGUACUUCGAGUGGUCUCUCGCUCAGGGCAUUCCCACUGUUGUGUUGUCCUCUGGCAUGGUACCCAUUAUCCGGGCAAUCUUGAAGAACUUGAUAGGACCAGAUCAUGAAAAGCUUGAAAUCAUCGCCAACGAAGUGGAGCCCCGGGAGGGCAAGAGCAUUGACCAGGAAGGUGGCUGGAAGAUCAAGUAUCACGAUGAGUCCGACUUUGGUCACGACAAGUCCCUCGCGAUUCGACCAUAUGCCAACCUCCCAGCAGGCCAGCGUCCCACGAUGUUCUAUGCUGGUGACGGAGUCUCGGACCUUUCAGCAGCUCGCGAGACAGAUCUGCUCUUUGCAAAGAAAGGACACGAUCUCAUCCUCUACUGCGCAAAGCAGGAUGUCCCCUUCACCGUCUUCGAAGACUGGUCGGACAUUCUCAAAGUGACGAAGCAGAUCGUCGCGGGAGAGAAGAGCGUCCACGAUGCUGCUCGUCAAGGCUUCGAGGACUUCAAGAAUGGCAAGGCUGGUGUGCAGUCGAACGGUGCUGCCAAGUAGAGCUGGCGCGUGAGAAAUGCAAAGACAUGGCCCAGCGAGGAAGCCGGUGUUGUUGCAAAGAACACCGAAGCAGUCAGUGCUGGCGCAGCGAAGUGGGGAUGGCGUAUUGGGGAGCGCAGAAGCCCCUGAACAGUACAGCUGGGUUAGGUAUGUGGGCAACUUAGAUGCUACAAUGCUACUAGAUAUAGAUGUGAUAGCCAGAGCUCAAUGCUCCUCAUCAGACAUAAUCUGCAAAUGAAGAGAGUCUAGAGAAGCCACUCCCCUCAUGAUGGUGGUGCCACACCGCCUUCAA